GUACUUAGCAGACGCAACUAACACCUGAUCCCGCCUAAACUACUUUAUAAAUCAUCCUAUGCGAAACUAAACUAACUUUCCCUCCAUCUGCAGUCUAGCGAUUAGUUCCGACCAAGUUGCAUCGACUCCACCUCCAUCACACCCACCCUACUUAAUGCGCCGAUCUGACUUUUUUCUCCUCCAUCCAUCUAUCUUUUCCGACCAUAUCCAUCUCGCUUGCAUUAUCCCUUCCGAUCCUUGUCCGUCUAUCCCAUCCAGGCAUCACCCAUUAUCCACACAAGAAAAAAAAAAUAAGCAACAUGGUUCUCGGCAUCGCCAUGAUGGCCGCUAUGGUCCCAACCAUGAUCGGGCUCAACCAAGCCAGUCAAAACAUGCGCGACAGCGAAGAUAGCCGGAAAGAAUCCAGUCGGAAACAACGCUGCCAUCUGUUAGUGAACUGCUCCGUGAGUCAGGGCACGACGGCACAGCGUGAACAAAUUCAUAAUGCGAUGGUGUAUGUGGGUCCUGAGAACCGACUCUACAUAACCAAAAACCCCAACCCUGAAACAAUGACCCCCUUCAACGGGGGUUUCUUCACACAUCCGCAGUUCCCACCGGAUAACACAGCCGGCCUCGUCACCAUCACAGGGGAAACGCCGCCCACGUUACGCUGGGUCUUCCUCGACGUCACCACGCACGAGGUGCGCUGGGGUGGGCGGGCCGAGAGCGAGGGCCAGGUGUGUGGGCCCUUUGACUGGACGAAGGACGAAUCCCGGAUCACGCUGGAGGGGUGGGAGGGGUGGUUGGCAGUAAGGUUUCCGGGAGUGGAUGAGGAGGGGGUUUGGAGGUUGUGGUUUGAUCGGGAUGAUGAUGGGGCUGGAUUGAAGGACUUGGGUGAGAAGGGAAUGGAGGUGCAGGGGUUGGAGGUCGUAUUGAAAAGGGUUUCGGCUGAAUCAUGAAUUAAUUUACUUACAUACUUCGUAAUAUUCAUUAUAAUUUAUUUCGAGUGUUGAUUUUUUGGGGGUUGUUAGAGGUGUAGGAGUAAACUUGGUUAUGGGCUACGCAGUGGGAAAUGAAAUGAACGGUGGAGAUGGAUGGAUUUGGUGGAUGCGGAUCGGGACGCGCGCGAACCAGAACCUUUGCUUGGGAGGAUGCGAGAUCCGCUGCGGCUGGAGAGGAGUCGGUGGUUUAAACCUAUCAGAGUGGCUUGAUGGGGUCAGAGCUGAAGCUGAACCUGCAAGCUGAGAUCCACUGGUUGCCUGCCUUGAUUAUGGGAUCUUCCUUGCUGUCUAACUUUCCUGUCUACUUACUGUCUAGCUUUUUCGACGGA
Molecule: messenger RNA, 1309 nt
Organism: Aspergillus welwitschiae
Lineage: Eukaryota; Fungi; Ascomycota; Eurotiomycetes; Eurotiales; Aspergillaceae
Exons: 2
Coding region: 300-938 (212 amino acids)
Source: RefSeq, a predicted model, not a curated record